Molecule: messenger RNA, 856 nt
Organism: Cucurbitaria berberidis CBS 394.84
Lineage: Eukaryota; Fungi; Ascomycota; Dothideomycetes; Pleosporales; Cucurbitariaceae
Product: NAD(P)-binding protein
Exons: 3
Coding region: 62-856 (264 amino acids)
Cellular component (GO): intracellular anatomical structure
Molecular function (GO): oxidoreductase activity, acting on NAD(P)H, oxygen as acceptor
Source: RefSeq, a predicted model, not a curated record
CAAGGUGGCUUCAUAGACUUCUAAACGUAAUUAUUCAUACAGCAAACAUAUCACAUUCAAGAUGGCAUCGAGUUCGGAAUCAGCGCCCGUGAAGACGGUGCAGCUUGAGGGCAAAGUCAUUGCGAUUACAGGCGCAAAUAGGGGUAUCGGUCUCGGCAUAGCAGACUGCUGUCUCUCCAACGGCGCCAAAGCAAUCUAUUCCAUCGACAUAGGCGAAACCGGCGACGAGUUCGCAGAGCUAUCGAAGAAGUUCCCCAACCAGAUGUUUGCUCUACAAGCGGACGUAACCAAAGAAGAGUCUAUCCAAGCUGCCAUCGAUAAGAUUCUCGAGCAGGCGGGCGGGCUGCACGGUAUGGUGUGCAAUGCAGGCCGGACAAAGCACAAGGCUGCGCUGGACUUUACGACCGAGGAGAUUGAUCAGCUGUGGGGUGUGAACCUGUACGGGUCAUUUUACUCGGCACGGUGUGCGGCGAGGGCGUUUAUCAAGCAGGGCGUGAAGGGGUCGAUUGUGUUUACCGCGUCCAUGGCGUCGUAUCGUCCAAACAAGCGCGUCCCGUCAGCACCAUACGGUGCGUCUAAAGCCGGCGUGCGGAACAUGACACAUACCCUCGCCAUGGAGUGGGCGCAGUACAACAUCCGAGUCAACUCGGUAUCACCUGGCCUCGUCAAGACAGCCAUGACAUAUUGGGUGCCGCAGCAGCCCGAUUGGGAGCAGCAGUUGAAGUACUACGGCGGCAUGCCUAGACUAGCUGAAGUCGAGGAGCUGGGCGGUGCCUACGUGUAUCUGCUCAGCGAUGCGGCGUCCUACACGACGAGCAUUGACAUUCCAGUGAAUGGGGUGAUCGGAAUAUGCUGA